AGCUUGUAUGAUAGUCUAUGGUAUGAUGUAUGAUGUGUGUACUCCGCUGGCGUUCGCCUCGUCCGAUCGCCGCAAAACGAGGCCAAAGCCGAACCAAGAAAAGUCAAGAGGUUAAGGGGUCAACGACGGGUGGUGCUAGUUUAACCACGAUUGAAUCCUCGGGCCGGGAAGCAGCUGAAAGCGCCUUGACCGAGAGUGCUUGCAGCGGUUUUCUUGGGGCAUUACCGGAUCAGAAUUUUGCAAAAACCUUGGUGAAGAGCCAACACCGGAAGCUGGCCUUUCACGAACCGAGGCCAUGUGACAUCUGCAACCGGGUUUAUAGGGAUGCGGCAACUUUACGACAACAUACCUUCACGAUGCACUCGGCAGGAACACACGUUUGCGGUUGUGGCGCUUAUUUUUACACGAAGUACGACAUGCUGAUUCACAGAAAACAGGCUCAUUUCUGAACGCCCUCGCUUAUAGUGAGCCCUAACACGUGUAAAAAGUUCCUAACUCAUUAACGGCGGUAAUAACAUCACCAAAUCAAAUUUGUUAAUAUACUAUAUUACAUAUGUAUGUCUGUAGUGCAUAGGCAAUUAUUUACAUAACUCGUAGAUCACUCGACAAUGUCGACUUAUAUUCAUAUGUAUAAAAAAUUUCCGUGCUACCACGGCGAAGAUAUAAGAAGUCAUUCUAACCAUAAGCGUGUCCUGGAUGAACGCCUUUGAUCAGUGAGCAUCGGUUGCCGUGGAGAUCAAGAGGGUUGUUUACGGAACAUAUUGCGACCUGCACCUACUGCGUUGCAAAAGAAGAAGCGAAUAUUCAAAAGUUCCAGCUAAUUUUCGAAAACAGAAACCGUGACAGGAACAUAGAAUGGAAGUCGAUGAGGAAUCUGUGAAGAGCGUCAUACGGGAUUCAAGUGCGACGGAAGAGGAAUUUCAAAAUUUCAUGCACCGUGUACAUCAGGUUG
This is a messenger RNA of Neodiprion virginianus, 952 nucleotides long. RefSeq lists its product as uncharacterized. The record is from RefSeq and is a predicted model, not a curated record. The transcript is spliced from 2 exons. NCBI's taxonomy places the organism in Eukaryota, Metazoa, Arthropoda, Insecta, Hymenoptera, Diprionidae. The coding region runs from base 30 to 449 and encodes 139 amino acids.